Miscanthus lutarioriparius is the source of this 288-nucleotide messenger RNA. NCBI's taxonomy places the organism in Eukaryota, Viridiplantae, Streptophyta, Magnoliopsida, Poales, Poaceae. The record is from the annotation of a GenBank genome assembly.
AUGGGUUCGCCCGGGUCCGCCAAUGGCAGACGCGGCGAGUACGUGAGGAUCUCGGAGGUGGAGGUGGCGUCCAAGGGGGAGGGGGAUGCCGCGGCGGCCGCGGUGGCGGAGUGCCCGAGGGUGCUGCGGUGCCGCGCGAUCCGAUGGUGGGCCAAGGUCGCUGUGCUCGGGAUCGUCCUUGCUGGGGCCGGAGCUGUUGCGGUCGUCUUCCUCGGCCCGCUCCUUAUCAAGAAGGUGCGUGUUCUCGCCCUGUCCCUCCUCCCUCCCCUCCGCCGUCGCCUCCUUUGA